Messenger RNA from Trypanosoma brucei brucei TREU927, 285 nucleotides. RefSeq lists its product as hypothetical. Bases 1 to 285 code for a protein of 94 amino acids. The transcript has a single exon. Lineage: Eukaryota; Euglenozoa; Kinetoplastea; Trypanosomatida; Trypanosomatidae. The record is from RefSeq and is a predicted model, not a curated record.
AUGCCCAUGCUUCAACCGUACUUUACGAAGAACCCGCAACGCAUCACACGGCUGCAGGAGAAUUAUGAUGAAGGUGUUCAGCGCGAGAAAGUACCCGCAGCAGUGCGUGAGCAACUUGAUAUCCAAUAUCUAAACGUAACACCGGAGAAACUUCACUUCUUACACCAGAAUGUCAUGGGGUCAUAUAGCCCAGGGGAGAAGAACGAAAAGGUAAGGAGGUACAAUGAACUCCAUCCACCCGAGAAGGAGCAUAGCCCAAAGUUCUGGGGGAAAAUCUUUGCAUAG